Labrus mixtus (cuckoo wrasse) is the source of this 3439-nucleotide messenger RNA. It is a transcript of the gene bmp6, whose product is annotated as bone morphogenetic protein 6. The transcript has 7 exons. Gene Ontology annotation, biological process: SMAD protein signal transduction. The record is from RefSeq and is a predicted model, not a curated record. Bases 506 to 1792 code for a protein of 428 amino acids. NCBI's taxonomy places the organism in Eukaryota, Metazoa, Chordata, Actinopteri, Labriformes, Labridae. Gene Ontology annotation, cellular component: extracellular region. Gene Ontology annotation, molecular function: growth factor activity; cytokine activity.
AAGACUCUCACACACAACCAGUAGGAGUUGGUCACUCUCACCGAGGCCACUUCAACUAUAGGGCGGCUCUUGACAGUGCGCAACGUACCGAAAUCUCACAUUUGGAGAGCAAGCAUAUCGGCCUAAGGGGAAUGGCUUCUUUCAGAGUACAUAUUGUAGCUCUUUUAUUAGUCAACUUCAAAUCAAACGGUGACUUUUGACCGACUUUUCGGAGCGUCCAGAAUAAAGUUUCUCAUGGUGCACUUUAUCCUGACGCAGCACAGCGCUCUACGUAGAUUAGAAAUGAAAGCAGAGUCGAUACUUUUCUGCGCAUUUCUCUUUUUAAAGUAUUUCAAAUGGCUUGAUUCAUGAGUGCUUUCUUGAUUGUGAUCCGCGGCUGCCACAGAUAACAGCGCGCUUCGGACGGACUUUGGUUACCAUUACGCACAUUUUACAUUCGGCUUAGCGACUGAAGGAUCCAAGUCAGACACACUUGGGACUCCGGAGAGCAUAGCGGGACAACACCAUGACCAGCUGCUGGCUUGCCUUGGUCGGAUUGUGGUGGAGCGCUUAUUACUGCAUGUUCCAGGUCGCAGGGAGUAAUUAUUCACUGGAUGGAAACAACGAGGUGCACCCGGGUUUCAUCCACCGGCGGCUGAGGACGCACGAGAAGAGGGAGAUGCAGAAGGAGAUCCUGUCCAUCCUCGGGCUUCCACACAGACCGAGACCGCAUUUGUCACAUGGAAAGUACAAUUCCGCUCCACUUUUUAUGUUGGACUUGUACAACACCAUUUCUACCGAGGAGAGAAGCCAAGUGGAAGGCAUGCUGGAUCAAUAUCUGUCAAUGCGCACGACCCAGAGUCCUCCUCUAGCCACGUUUCAAGAAACUGCCUUUCUAAACGAUGCAGAUAUGGUGAUGAGCUUCGUAAACCUGGUGGAGUACGACAGGGAGCUCUCUCCACAUCGACGUCACCACAAGGAGUUUAAGUUCAACCUCUCACAGAUCCCAGAGGGCGAGGCCAUCACCGCAGCAGAGUUUCGCCUCUACAAGGAGUGUGUGAGCCGCGCCUUCCGCAAUGACACCUUCCUCCUCAAAGUCUACCAGGUGGUCAAGGAGCACCCUGACAGAGAGGCAGAUCUGUUCCUGUUGGAGUCUCGCAUGCUGUGGGCCGCUGAGGAGGGCUGGCUGGAGUUCGACAUCACGGCUACGAGCAACCUGUGGGUGAUGAGCCCCGUGCACAACCUGGGCCUGCAGGUCAGCGUAGAGACGAGCAGCGGUCAGAGCAUCAGCUCAAAGGAGGCGGGGCUUGUGGGACGUGACGGCGCUCUAGAAAAGCAGCCUUUCAUGGUGGCGUUCUUCAAAGUCAGUGAAGUGCACAUCCGCACCUCCCGCUCCACGGGCGGAAAACGUCGGCAGCAGAACCGCAACCGAUCCACACAACCACAUGACGGAUCCAGAACACCGGGCCCAGCAGAUUUCAACAGCAGUGAUCAGAAGACGGCAUGCCGUCGACAUGAGCUCUAUGUCAGCUUCAGAGAGCUGGGGUGGCAGGACUGGAUCAUUGCUCCUGAAGGUUACGCAGCCAACUACUGUGAUGGAGAGUGCUCGUUCCCGCUGAAUGCCCACAUGAACGCCACCAACCACGCCAUUGUACAGACACUGGUGCACCUGAUGAACCCUGAGAAUGUACCGAAGCCUUGCUGCGCCCCCACCAAGCUCCACGCCAUCUCAGUGCUCUACUUUGACGACAACUCCAACGUCAUUCUUAAGAAAUACAAGAACAUGGUGGUACGGGCCUGCGGCUGCCACUGACACGGACAUCAAGGGCUGAUAAUGCUCGACUGAAAGUUAGGUUGGCAAAGGGCUUCAACUGCACCAGUGACUCAUGGGAGAUGUUGACUCCACUAGACACAAUCCUCAGCCUGCAAGGAAUGUCCAUCCUGGGAGCUCACCAACUUGUUCUUCUAUUCUAUCCAACAACAUGAAAAUUAUUCUUCUUACAACUUGCAGGGGCCAUUGCAAACAUAACACCCGAUGGAUGUCUUUCAUAGGCAACAACCACCAGGUUGAUGAGUGGCUUUGGAUUGGAAUCUUCAUUUCAUAGAUCUGUAACCGAGUGAGUGACUGUGUGUGUGUGUUUCAGGUUGUGUAUAAUGUGUGGAAGUGUGUAUGCACUGCACCCUCUUCCUCUCUGAGAGAGUGUGUGCAGAGCUGAACUUGUGGGACCAGUCCAAGCGCUGCUUUCUUUCCCUUUUCCUCUCUGGCAAUAAAUGUGGUGGAUGAGUUCUCUGAAGAGGAUGAGACAUCUCCACACAACUUCUCUACCAUGCUUGACCCUGGAAGGUUAACUCAGCGGUAUCACAGCACUGAAGCCAACUGUAGCCAACAGCAGACUACAGAAACUGACAGAAAAUGUCCAAAAUGUUUUUUUACGAGACAUGCAAAACACAAGCCCAGCAUUCUUUUUAGUGCAAAUGUUAAAUGAAGCAAUCUAAUCGAAAAGGACUGAUAUAUGUGAGACUAGAGAUUUAUACUUCAUGACUUUUUUCCUCAUGUAUUUUCUUCUCAAGCCAUAUUUGCCUUCCUAAAAUAUAAUAUGGACUGAACCAAAGUGACCACAGGUUAUUUUAGUAGCGCUCCAAAUAUCACCUCCGUGUCAAUAUUUGCUAGGCUCAUGCUGAGCUGCGAUUCACCAGGAUGGUUCAACAUGAUGCAUGUUGUGGCUGAACUGAUGUUUUCCUCCAAAGAAGCGAAGAAUACAGCCUUAUCCCCCGGACAUACCGCUAAUGGCCCUUUCCAUGUUGCUGCACUCACAAAGUUAACAAACGCUUCCACCCCUGACAACCCAUCAAGAGAUUGUGGAAAAACAUUACGCGAGUCAAAAACAGCCAGAAGAGCAGUUUCUGCGCCAGCGUUCUGAAAUGAGCUCUUUUUGCUUUUUCAAGAAAAUGAUGUUGAGAUUUGUGUCCAGUGGCGACGUCUUUCCAAUUGAACAUGUUACUGUGAGCUUUGAACGACAUGGAGUGUGUUUUUUAGAGACUAUAUUCUAAUGAUAAGUAAUACCAACAAGAAUCAAAAUACCUUUCUGUGCCUAACCAAUCAUAAAUUACAAAAUAUACCUCUGGUAAGCUGCUGUUUACAUUUGUGAUCAUGUUAAGACUGUUGUUUUGUAAAUACUUGUACAUUCUCAGCUUAUUUAUUGCACCUUUUAUUAAAAAAAAACGUUAAAUCACAUACCUUAUUAACAGAGACAGAUGCAAGAACAAAAUGAAACUUAUUUUUGAAAAAUGUUUUAUUAUGAAAUCUCAUGUUACAAUUUGCCAUUAUUCCUUCUUUUUGUACAAAAUGCAUGGGUAGUGCACAGCCCAUGUCUAACAAGGAAAAAACAGGAAAGUAAUACUUCUGUCACUGGAGUUCCUUAGACCAUGUGCUAUCCAUAAAAACUUUUACUGACAAAAA